GGUUUGUCCAGCGCCCCGAACCCGCCCCUCUGCCCUCCCGCCCGUGCUGGGGGGCCUGAGGCUCCCACCGUCCGAGAGCCACCGCUCGCCUCUCAGCAGUGCGGCCCUUCGCGCCGCUGCAGGCCCGGCGCGCCCCCUCCUCAGGCUCCUGGGGGCUCGUAGCCGGACCGUUCCGCCUUAGCGGUUAUCGGACCAGAAACUGCCUAACGGAAACCUGGCUGGUGCAGCGCGGGCACGUGGGUUUGCCCUGCUGAAAAAACGGUUGUCACGCAGCUGCCAGCGAGGUGCGGCUGUCACCUCUCCUGGGCAGCCUCAACACGACCAGGAACGGACUCUGUCCCCGUGGUUCUCAUCCUGCUCUGUCCCACCCCCCCUGGAAGGAAGCCCAAGUCCUGUCUUCCUUCUUUAAGAGUGAGACAAUGACAAACACUGAAAGGAACCCCAGGCACCAAAUGAUUUCUCAACUGCACAGUUUUGCUGCUACUGGAGACAAGAUCAGGUUGACAGCGCUAUGCAGUCAUUCUCCAUCCCUUAUCAAUGAAGUUGCUGAGAAUGGUUGGACAGCCUUGAUGUAUGCUGCCAGAAAUGGACACUUUGAGAUUGUACAAAUUCUUCUUGAAAAAGGGUGUGACAGGUCCAUUGUCAAUAAAUCGAGCCAGACUGCACUAGACAUUGCUAAAUUUUGGGGGUAUAAGCAUAUAGCUAAUUUACUAGCAAAUGUUAAGGGUGGACAGAAGCCUUUUUUCCUGCCAAACGAUACAAUAGAGUAUGAAAAUUAUUUUAGCAGGACACUUCUGGAUAGAAGGAGUGAUAAAAGAACAGAUUCUAAAUGGUUAAACACAAAACAAAACCAUCCAGCCACAGUAUACAUCCUUUUCUCAAAUUUAAACCCAUUGGUCACUUUGAGUGGAGGGGAAGAUGGUUCCCAGCAGCCUGAAGUCAGGCUUUGCAGGCUGUGCCACAAGGAUGUAAAGGAAUACAUGAGCCAGACUGAAAAAGUCACCUUGAUUUUUCUUGGAGUAGAACUUCAGUUGGCUACUCUGAAUGGAGGAAUUCUGAAGGAAGAAGAAGAUGGACUAGUUGCUUGGUUUGCCCUCAGCAUAGAUUCUACCUUUGCUGAACAGUUUAAACAGAAGCAUGAAGACUGUUAUUUUCUUCAUCCUCCAAUGCCUGCUCUGCUGCAGUUGCCUGAAAAAGAAGCUGGAGUAGUAGCCCAGGCCAGAUCUGUUCUAGCAUGGCAUAACCGAUACCAAUUCUGUCCAACAUGUGGCAGUGCAACCAAGAUUGAAGAAGGAGGCUACAAGACGACCUGCUUAAAAGAAGACUGUCCCAGUCUUCAAGGUGUUCACAAUACAUCGUACCCAAGAGUUGAUCCUGUAGUGAUAAUGCAAGUCCUUCAUCCAGAUGGGAACCAGUGCCUUUUAGGCAGGCAGAAGAGGUUUCCUCCUGGCAUGUUUACCUGCCUUGCUGGAUUUGUAGAGCCUGGGGAAACAAUAGAAGAUGCUGUUCGAAGAGAAGUAGAGGAGGAAAGUGGAGUCAAAAUUGGCCAUGUUCAGUAUGUCUCUUGUCAACCAUGGCCAAUGCCCUCCUCCCUAAUGAUUGGUUGCUUAGCUGUUGCAGUGUCUACAGAAAUUAGAGUCGACAAGAAUGAAAUAGAGGAUGCCCGUUGGUUCACUAGAGAACAGGUCGUGGACGUUCUCAUUAAAGGAAACCAGCGUUCGUUCUUUGUGCCACCGAGUCGAGCUAUUGCACACCAGUUGAUAAAACACUGGAUUGGAAUGAAUGCUAAUCUUUAAAUUCAAGGAACUGAGUUAAUUGAGUUAAAUUACUGUUUCCAGUGACUGCUAAUGUAAAUAAAUUUGAAAUAAUUGGUCAUUUAGUGAAGUGGUGACCACAGUAGUUCUUGAGUUUCGUAGUCCUUUGACUACUGAGAUAUACUUGCACUCAGUGAUUCUUUUAAGAAAUUUGUUGGAGUGGGACAGUCACUCACUGAUUACCCCAAACAAAAAAGUCAACAUUAAAGAAUCAUUUUGAAGGUUUUUUUAUAAUCAGGUUAUUCUGCCCUUCACUAUCCCUCCUUUUAUUUUCCAGCACUUGUCUGAGCUCUUCUAGAUCUACUUUUUUUGUGUGAGACAUUAGGUUAAAAUCAGCCCUGGUGUAAGUUGUGACAACUCCGCUGAUUAUGCCUGCUAUGUCUGAGAUUCUUUUCCUCUGUGUUUACCUGUAAGUUUGUUGGUUGUUUUUCCUUUUUCUCUCCUGUUUCCUCUUUCUUGUUCUAUACCUUCCUCUUUUUCCCAUUUUUAUCCUCCCUCCCUUUUCCACGCUCCCCUCACUUUUGGCCGUUCGUCACUCCCCUCUACCCCAAGGAACACUUAGCAUUACAUUCUAGCAGCAAUAUUUGGAUUUAAUUCUAGAAGCUCUAUUAGCAACAGGUAUCACAUGCUGGUAGUACAUUCAUUACAAGCUAGGUGUGUAAUGCUUUUUAUAUCUUAUAUGAUUAGUGUUGCUGAUGCUAGAGUUUGAGCCAGCAAUCUUAUGUGGAUCCUGUCAACUCAUUAACAUAUUGUCCAAACAGUAUUUUAAAGGCCUUUUGCAAUAUUGUGUUUGCAAUAAAUGUGGGUGAGGAUGGCUGCUACAGAAGCCUAAAUAUUAGAUACUGUUAUAAGCAGCCACAGACUUGUUGACUGGUAGACAGCAAACAAGAUUGCAGUUGAUUGGCUUCUUUGGUCAGUGCAAAUUAGUCUAGAGACUUCAGAAGACAAGUAGAUUAAACUAGACAAAAAAGACACAAGAAUUAAUGACAUUUCAUCUAAAUACAAAAUAGUGUUUUUUAAAAUUUGAGACGUUAAGGAAUGCUGUUUAUAUAAGUAAUAUAUAAUCAAAAAUGUUAGGUAACUUAAAUAUACCAAAUCUAAAUGUAAUGAAGAGAAGACAGCAUUUUUAAACAAUAAAAUAUAAAUUUAUUGAUAUAUGUUUAACGUUAGUAAUUUACAGUACUGUUUCAGAUUUUGUGCCCCACCCCUUCUGAAACACCCUUAACACUUCAUACGCCUUUGGUCAGACAACACUCCUAGUAACAGCAAUAGCCGCUUAGGAGCAACAUAGAAAAAGGGCACCGAUACAUUGCUACUAGCAAGCAUCAUACUGGAAAGAUUUUUAUUUAAUAAACUGAUUACACAGAGAAUGUAGUGGUCUGAAGAGAAAUGCAAAUGACCUGAAGAAAUUGUAAUUAUAUAAGAUUCAAACAUAGAAAUAGUGUAUUGCUUUAUGGGAUUCACUUAUUCAGAGUAAAUUAGAUGUCUUUGUAGAAAAUGUGAGACCAAACUUGACGUAAGUGGCUCUUUCAUUGAUUAAAGAGUCUGAGGCCAACAGGAAUAUUUGUAUGGCCUCUUUCAAAUCCCAGUAGAAAUAAAUUUUCCUGUGCAUUGUUUGCAGUGCAAACACUGCAGUAUUUUACUAUUAUCAGAGUGGUUCUCAAACUGUGGUCCAGGCACCACUUCUGGUGGCUCACAGGGAGCUAACAAGUCAUAUGUUGCUGAUCUUUAUUCCAGUUGCAUCUUCUGUUGAAGAGCCUGGAUGUCUGUUAAAUCAUCUGGAAGAGAGGAGUGUGAGCUAGACUAUCUGCCUACACUAGGAGCUUCUGCUACACAAGUGGAGAGAAUAUAGGAAAUGCUUUCAGGGGCCCGAGCCACCAGUAGGACUGGAACCAAGUGUCACCUAUGGAACUGCUGCUCCUAUUGACAGGAGGGUGGAGAGAAGGGAAUCAGGUAGCAGCAUGUUCAGAGAAGCAAAAGAAUAAUAGGCAGCAUGUGAAGCAGAGAGGAGGACAAAGUGAUUAGGUAAGCAUGGGCAGGAGAAUGAUACUGGAGAGACUGGAAUAGAUGGGAGGGGGGAGAAGAAGUGAAGAGCAAAUGUAGACAUGGUAAAGACAAAUCACUUAUCACAUUAAGCAGCUAAAAAUAUGGAUGUACAGUCCUUUCCUAAUAAUAGUUUUUCAUGUUAGUUGCCAUAGGGAUAGAAUGAAUACUGAAGCUCAUAGGCGGGCAUCCACAAGACAAUCUCUUUCUUAAGAUGCAGACCACACUAUGAAAAAUUUGAGAAUCCAUGUACUACUGUAAAAGAACCUGAAAAACCCAUUAUUUUCUAGUCACUUACACUAUUUUUGUAUUUCUUCCCCCAAAGACAAUGAAAGGUAAAUUGUGAAAAACAAAGUAAUGAUUUAAUAAUCUUUCAGUUUUAAUCCUCUCUGGUUUUAUUUGUAACAUAUAAGGACAUUUAUUUUUUAAAAUAUUACAUUAUAUAAAUGUUAAACUGACAGGCCUUUUUAACCCUCUUCUCUACUACAUGUAAAUGACUAUCCCGUCUCUUCAUCCCAAAAGUUGUACAUUUCAAGAAGGUGCUGAUGUGUCAAAAAGGCUACAUUCACUCUAACUAAUUUAUCAAACAUGACUGGAAUGAAACAUUAAUACUUGUAUGUUAUUAUGGGAAAUAAAGGCUAUUUUAGCUAGCUAUU
Messenger RNA from Mauremys mutica (yellowpond turtle), 4513 nucleotides. RefSeq names its product nudix hydrolase 12 (gene NUDT12). Gene Ontology annotation, cellular component: cytosol. The transcript has 7 exons. The coding region runs from base 420 to 1796 and encodes 458 amino acids. Gene Ontology annotation, biological process: NADP+ catabolic process; NAD+ catabolic process. Gene Ontology annotation, molecular function: protein binding; metal ion binding; NADH pyrophosphatase activity. NCBI's taxonomy places the organism in Eukaryota, Metazoa, Chordata, Testudines, Geoemydidae. The record is from RefSeq and is a predicted model, not a curated record.